UGUAUUUGCUGAUAUUGAGAUUGUCUGUUAGCCAUGUCUGUUUUCCUUUGCUUGGUCGUGAAAGGUGCACACGUGCUCUUGUGCUUCAAGCGCAGCUACCAGCUUUGCAGAUUGGUUUGCUAUUGUUCUCGAUCUGACGGUACUGGCGGGGCUGUCCAACGAAUCGACGGUUUCUACGGAAUUUGUCACGUCGCUUCUCUUCCCGGCUGCAGCUCGGGAGGACCUUAUCGCCCUCCUUCGCCGCCCCCUAGCGCCAUGCACUCGCCGGCGCCGCUCCCGCCCACCAACUCGCCGUCCCCGGCUUCCCGCCCCAGCCGUGCGCCUGUCGUCCCGGCUGCCCAACGCGGCACUGGCCGCCACCGCCAGCGCCGGAAGCCGUCUUCCUCCCCGUCCACCCCCGAGGCCGAGCAGCCGGACGCACUCGCCCACAUCCUCCGGACUGAGGCCGCCGUCUCGGGCAUUUCCCGCAAGGCCGCGGCCGUGCGGCAGCAGUCCACCCGCCUCUGGCCCCGCGCCGUCCUCGAGGCCCUCGACUCCGCCGUCGCCGCCUCCCGCUGGGAGUCCGCCCUCGAGAUCUUCGAGCUGCUGCGGAAGCAGCACUGGUACGAGCCGAGGUCGCAGACCUACGCGCGGCUGCUAAUGAUGCUCGGCAGGUGCCGGCAGCCGGGCCCGGCCACCGCCCUCUUCAAGGCGAUGCUCUCGGAGAAGCUCCGGCCGACGGUGGACGUGUACACCGCGCUCGUCGGCGCGUACGGCUACAGCGGCUUGCUGGAGGAGGCGCUGGCCACCAUCGACCAGAUGAAAGGCGCCGCCGAUUGCAGGCCGGAUGGGUACACCUUCUCCGUCCUCAUCGAUUGCUGCGCUAAGUCGCGCCGCUUCGAUCUGAUUCCUGCUGUUCUUGAUGAGAUGUCAUACCUGGGGCUCGAAUGCAAUUCUGUUAUUCACAAUGCGAUAAUUAAUGGGUACGGUAAAGCUGGCAUGCUUGAGGAGAUGGAGAGUGCACUUUCCAAGAUGCUUGAGUGCGGGAACAAUGUGCCAGACAUUUACACGAUGAACUCUAUCAUCUGGGCAUACGGGAACUAUGGAAGGACAGAUGAAAUGGAGAAGUGGUACAGUGAGUUUGAGCUGAUGGGUGUUGAGCCAGAUACCAAGACGUUUAACAUCAUGAUCAAGUCUUAUGGCAAGGCCGGCAUGUAUGACAAGAUGAUGUCGAUAUUCAAAUAUAUGAAGAAAAGGUUCUUCUCACUGACGGCGGUUACCUUCAACAUAGUAAUAGAAUGUUUUGGACGAGCUGGCAACAUUGAAAAGAUGGAGUACUAUUUCCGGCUUAUGAAAAUUCAGGGUGUGAAACCUAGCCCCAUCACUUACUGCUCGCUAGUUAAUGGGUACAGCAAAGGUGGGCUUCUUGAUAAGAUUCCAGGAAUUAUUCGCCAGACUGAAAACACUGAUGUUGUCUUAGAUACUCCGUUCUUCAACUGUGUGAUAAGCGCAUAUGCAAAAUCUGGAGAUAUCAAAAUUAUGGAAGAAAUGCUACAACUUAUGAAGGACAAGAAAUGUAAGCCUGACAAGGUAACUUAUGCCACCGUGAUUCAGGCAUACACCGCACAAGGGAUGGAUGAAGCUGCUAUGUUGUUAGAGAUGGAGGCUGAAGGAUUCGAUAAGAAGUUGCUGGGACCAGUUUCUGAUAUUCAUGGCAAAUAAUAACCUACAAUUGUUCCUUUGUGGGUUAGUCCUAAUCCAAGAUUGGAUAAAGAUGAUGUGAAGCAAGAGGUGCUUUUGGGAAUAUAGCUUGAAAUCGAUAACAAGGUCUGACCAAAAGGGGUGCUGCCAAUUGGAUGCAGACGUCAAGGAAACCUGAAGGUCCAGAACUCUUUCUACAUCCUGGUCAGACAACUAGUUCUUCAUGCGGAUAAUCCAUCUAUUUGGGGCUCAUUCUCGGAAUUUGAUGUGCACACAAUCAGACUGCAGAUAUGCCACCAUGCUGAUAGCCCGAUCCUUCUCAACAUAUUGCUGUCUUGUAAGUUGUAACAGCUUCCAAGUGGGACUGAGGGUAGCUGGGGAUCCUGAGAAUGGGAAACAGCAUGAAUGACACUGUCAGCUCAUGAAUAAAUCGUGGGGAGGACCGUGCACAGGUCACAGGAGUUGUAUUGCCGACUUCGUCGAAGUGUAAGCAAUUUGCUAGCCUUCGCGUGCGGGGUUAACCAUCAUCAGUACGUCAAGGAUCUCAGUUUGGAGAGCAACCGUGGCUGUCCAUUGUCACUGAACAUCUUAGUGCUCAUUAGCCGGUAAAACCCUGUAAAAUGUAAUAAUAUUCAUGCAAUGUUGCCUGCUUUCAGGCUAUAAAUCGAUGCAUUUCUUGAUCAGUAAUGUAUUCAGAUUUGGUUU
Molecule: messenger RNA, 2385 nt
Organism: Setaria italica (foxtail millet)
Lineage: Eukaryota; Viridiplantae; Streptophyta; Magnoliopsida; Poales; Poaceae
Product: pentatricopeptide repeat-containing protein At3g53170
Exons: 3
Coding region: 34-1701 (555 amino acids)
Molecular function (GO): protein binding
Source: RefSeq, a predicted model, not a curated record